AGAGAUCUUUGUGAUAAUCCCAAGACAGAACCAAGAGUAAAAGACCUGUCUGUUUAUUACAUUUGUUGUCGGAGAAUCUUGUAGGCAUGGCUUCAGGAGGAUCAAAGUCGGCAGCUUUCAUGCUUCUGCUGCUGAAUCUUGGUCUUUAUUUCGUUGUCACCGUCAUCGCUUCUUGGGCUGUUAAUCACGGCAUCGAGAGAACUCGCGAGUCCGCGUCGACGCUGUCUCUUCCGGCGAAGAUCUUCCCGAUAUACUUCCCCGUGGGGAACAUGGCGACUGGUUUUUUCGUAAUAUUCACGUUGAUCGCCGGCGUCGUCGGAAUGGCCACAUCACUCACCGGAAUCAUGAACGUUCUUCAGUGGGACUCUCCGAAUCUUCACUCUGCCGCCGCUUCUUCUCUCAUCUCUUGGUCUCUCACUCUCCUCGCCAUGGGAUUGGCAUGUAAAGAGAUCAACAUAGGCUGGACCGAAGCUAAUCUAAGAACUCUUGAAGUUUUGACAAUAAUUGUGAGUGCUACUCAGUUGGUGUGCACCGGAGCUAUUCACGUUGGGGUUGGAGAAACUGUGGCUGGAGAAAGGCCUCACGUUGGGAGAGUUUGAGUUUCCAAAGAUUAUAUAUUAUGCAUUUGUUUAAGUAAGAUGGUGUAAUUGUGUGUUUGUGUUUUGUAUGUUGUUGAUUGAUUUAUUCUUUUGCUAUUAUUUUAUGUACCAUGAUUAUGAAUGUUACUAUUAUGUCAAUCAAGUAGAAUGAAAGAUGAUAAAUUAAAUAA
Molecule: messenger RNA, 769 nt
Organism: Camelina sativa (false flax)
Lineage: Eukaryota; Viridiplantae; Streptophyta; Magnoliopsida; Brassicales; Brassicaceae
Product: membrane protein PM19L
Source: RefSeq, a predicted model, not a curated record